CCCUGCAGUUCCUGCUGCCUCCCUGGGGUGUCCCCGCCCCUGCUUCCUUUCUCACUGUCCCUGCCCCGGGGGACGGGAGCAGCAGCAGGAGGCUUGGUCCUGUGCAAAGGAGGUGGCAGGUGUCAUGAUCCCAGAGGACAUCCAGAGACUCCUGGAAGAUGCUGAAAUUUAUCUGGCGGAUGGACUGCAGAAUGAAACCUUGAGUGCGAAAGCCAGGGAGCGGAGGGAUGCGAUUCUCUUCGGCUUUCAGCAAGUCAGAGCCAGGUACCGCUUGGAGUGUGUGUCCCGAGGAGAGGAUCAGCACGAUGCUGGCGUGGGCCAGGACAGUUCUGAUGAGAACCAGAGCUGGAGCGUGGCGCCUUCCGUGGCAUCCGAGGCGUCGCUUCCGUCAGACUUCCAGGAUGACGGGUUGGAAGAAAUCACCCCAAGGCCUGUUCGAGACUCAGGGAGCGUGUUGAAGCAGGGAUAUCUGGAGAAGAGGUCUCGAGAGCACAGCUUCUUUGGGUCGGAGUGGCAGAAGCGGUGGUGUGUCCUCAACAGAAGGACCUUUUGCUACUACGCCAAUGAGAAAAGCAAACAACCUAAAGGCACCUUCUCCAUUGAGCACUAUAGCGCCCGCCUGGCUUUCCAUCUCCGCAAAGACUCUCGAAAAAGAUGCUGUUUCGAGUUAACCUGCCCUGGUAAACGCACCUAUGAGUUCACAGCCCCAAGCCCAGCAGAGGCUGAAGACUGGGUGGACCAGGUCCAGUUCCUCCUGAAGGACCUGAGCUCCCUCACCAUCCCGUGCGACGAGGAUGAAGAAGGACCCUACAACGACGUGGACAGUUUGGACUCUGCGAACACAGCAUCCCACAAUACCACCCUGAAUCAGGAUGAGCCCAGUGCUGGGAUGGAAGAUGAUGACAUCUACGAGGUUUUACCGGAUGAGGAGCUGGACCCCCCCUCGGCACAGGACAGCGAGGAUGCCGGGAGCAGCCAGACACGUGCAUGUCCCCAGCGAGAUUAUUCCAAUUACUACCAAGGCGUGUGGGACUGCAGCAGCGAGUAUCCCGACGAGCUCUCCUUCCACCGCGGAGACCUCAUCUACAUCCUCAGCAAGGAGUACAACGUGUACGGCUGGUGGGUCGGGGAGCUCGACAGCACCGUGGGGAUCGUCCCCAGGGAUUACCUGGCACCUGCCUAUGAGCUGGAGGAGCGAUGAGCACCGCGGCCCCGGUGAAUCCGGGUGCUCCUCUGUCCCUGGCCGUGCUGAGACACCAGCGACACUGGCCCCCGCACCGGCCCGCCAGCUACAGGCACCCACCGUAGGAAGAGCCCCGCGUCCCAUCGCCCGGCUGUGCCAGGGGGGUGGCAGCCCCCAAUAAAACCAUUUUCCUCUCUG
Molecule: messenger RNA, 1381 nt
Organism: Columba livia (rock pigeon)
Lineage: Eukaryota; Metazoa; Chordata; Aves; Columbiformes; Columbidae
Gene: SKAP1
Product: src kinase associated phosphoprotein 1
Exons: 13
Coding region: 125-1201 (358 amino acids)
Cellular component (GO): cytoplasm; plasma membrane
Molecular function (GO): protein binding
Source: RefSeq, a predicted model, not a curated record